AUGAGCGCUGCAAAAUUACUUACCUAUCUGCUUCUUUCUCCGUUUAGAGUGAUGCCGGUGGAGCUCAGCAUGCACAUGUGCCAGAGUCCCCCUCCUUCAGUGGACCAGAUUUUGGGGAUGUCCUUUCUAAGAACAUAUCGUUCCCUCCAGAGACCUGGUUCACCCUCGUCCGAUCAUCACUGGGCCCGGGUCAGCAGACAGAGCCUGUCUCCUACCUCCCCCCUGACCACGCUGGGCUUCCCCGGUCUGGAUGGUACGCUGAAGAAGAAGAAGAAGAAACGAGUCGUCUUUGCUGAUGAUAAGGGGCUGGCCCUGACGGCUGUCCGCUAUUUUACGGCAGAUCCUUCAGAGUCUGAUGCCAAAGUCCAGUCUCCAUCCAUUAUUCCGAACAAAGAGCCGUCGGUCCAGUGCAGGACACUACGAUACCGGUUGGGCUUUCCUCAACCCUCGGGUGACUCUGACCUACUGAGUCUGGUGAAGCUGGAGAACUGCCAGUUGGUGCGAGGAUCUCUGCUCGGGAAGGUCCGGGUCCGCAACAUCAGCUCCGACAAGACGGUGCACGUCCGCAUCACGUUCGACUCCUGGAGGACCUACCAUGACAUCCAGUGCAUCCCCAUGCACCAGACUGAUGGAAACCCAGAGACAGAACUGUUCCUGUUCACAGUGUCGUUCCCAACGACCCAGAACCUGCAGGAUCGCCUGGAGUUCCGCGUGUCGCUCCGUCCCAGACCCGGUGGCGCCGUAGUGUGGGACGACAACAACGGAAAAUACUAUCAAAUCCUGGUUGACGUUGUGGAUGAAGAAGAAGAAUUUACUCAGGUUUACAAGAAGCCUUUAUUGGCCCCUCAGUUUCUCCAGUCGGGGCCCUCGAGAAUGAGCCCAACGUCUCCAUACAAACCCAUAAAGAUUACAGUCGAGAUGUGGAACAGUAAUGAGCUGGUUAGUCUGUAAAGUAGUAACAUGGGAAUAGUGCAUUGGGACUUAAAUGGCAGGAGCUUCGGUCACAAAGGCUGCUUAACAAACAUUCAUUCAUACCGAGAUGAUAGAAGAUGUUCUGAUGGACCAAGACCAAACCAGAACCCCUGAUGGAGGUUUUUCAUUUAAUUUGUCACCAAUCUGGUGUCUGUUUGACAGUUUAUUUGGAUCAUUUAGGUUUGCGUAUAUAAAGUAUAUGGCCAAAAGUAUUUGGACACCCCAUUUCAAAAACAAAUGCUAUUAAAACAGAGCGACCUACAGCCGUGUGAUCAUUGGCUUGAUCAUGUCUGUGGGAAUUUAUGCCCACUAGGCACUAAUGUUGGUCAAAAAAGCCUCAGCUUACGUUCAAGUUCAUUCCAGAGCUGUUCCGUGGAACACUGGAGUAUCUUUAAACCAAGGUCUUUACUGAAAUAGCAAAGGUCCUUCCCUAAACUGCUGCUGCAAAGCUGAGAGCAUCUGAUUUUCUUUAUACUGUUGGCAAUCGCUCUGGCUGAAACACAUGAAUAAAAAAAUUUGAAGAAGUGUCCCAAUACUUUUGUCCAUAUAGUAUACAGACGGCGAGAGAGAUGCCGGUCUGGAGCAGUGGUAUUCGAUCUGUAAGUGAUGGGAUUUCUCACCCCUAGAUAGCACUAGUGUCAGACAGCCAUAACCACUUAUGACCGGGAGUUCAAGAGAGCAUAAUUGUCGUUUGGCUUUAUCAUAUGAAUCAAUCAGGCACUACCCAAUCACAGGCAUCUAAGAAAUAGGGUUUGAUCCUUAAAUGUCAUUUAUAUGUCUACCUGUGUACCAGGUGAUCCAUCAGAGAUGAUAAUGAACAUCAGCACUAUGUAAUUAGGGUCUCGGAUUUCAAGCUGGGGAUGAACGCUUCCUCUCGGGCCUGUCUGGGUUUUUUACUGUCAUCUUGCAGUGAUUAUGUGUUUAUGUGUUUAUAUAAUAUGUAAAAUGUACCUAUGUAUUUGUGUAUUUAUUUAUCGUGUUUAUGUUUAUGUAUGUAUGUAUGUAUAUUUGUAUUUAAGUACAGCUCUGUACAGAU
Trichomycterus rosablanca is the source of this 2008-nucleotide messenger RNA. It is a transcript of the gene ppp1r3c2a, whose product is annotated as protein phosphatase 1 regulatory subunit 3C2, duplicate a. Bases 1 to 951 code for a protein of 316 amino acids. The transcript is spliced from 2 exons. NCBI's taxonomy places the organism in Eukaryota, Metazoa, Chordata, Actinopteri, Siluriformes, Trichomycteridae. Gene Ontology annotation, cellular component: protein phosphatase type 1 complex. Gene Ontology annotation, biological process: regulation of glycogen biosynthetic process. Gene Ontology annotation, molecular function: glycogen binding; protein phosphatase 1 binding. The record is from RefSeq and is a predicted model, not a curated record.